AUGGCUGUCGGCGGAAAGAAAUCGACGAAAAAGUUCAACACGAAACAUCUCAAGGAGACUCUUGAACGCCGAAAGGAAUUUGCCAAGAUCAAGCAACGCCAUGUCCUGAAAGACAAGCGCAAGGAAAAGAGCGCCAGCCGCCGCGAAGCCGAAGAAGAAGCCAACGUUCCGGACCCCGAGCAGGUGAAGAAGCAAGAUGCCUUCGCUGAGAUGAAUGUGGAUGACUUCUUUGCGGGUGGAUUCGAUAUUGCCGACCCCAAGACCGACAAGAAGAAGUCCAAGAAGGACGUUACCCCCAAAAUUGGCAAGCGCAAGCGCUCAACAGACAAGGCGCAGGAUGAGGGGGCCUCCGGUUCCGAGGCUGGCUCUGCGGCCAGUGAUGACGAAGAUGCCGAUGGGUUUGACGAGCACAUGGAUCAGCUUGAGUCAUUAAAGGAGAAGGACCCCGAGUUUUACAAGUACUUGAAGGAGAACGAUGCAGAGCUACUUGAUUUUGGUAACCAAGGGGAUAUGGACGAGAUCGACGAACUGAGCGAGAGCGAGGCCGCCGAGGAGGAGGGUCCAGCGAAGAAGAAGAAGAAGUCUAAGAAGCAAGAUGAUGCCGAGCAGGAAGAGAAGACCGUUGACAACACCUUGACCAUUCCUAUGGUGAAGAAGUGGCAGAAAUUAAUGGAGGAGCAAAACUCGGUCCGCGCCAUGCGCCAGACCGUUCUAGCAUUCCGCGCCGCAGCGACUGUCAACGAUCCCGAGGCUGGCGAGCAGAGAUACACCAUCUCCGACCCCAAUGUCUACCACCAGGUGCUUGUGACGGCACUGAAUGUCGUUCCUAAGACCCUUGCCCACCAUCUCCCCGUCAAGGAGACCGCUGGUGGCAAGGUCAGGGUUUCCCUCGAUUCGAAGAAGUUCAAGACCCUUACGCCUCUGAUCAAAUCCUACACUUCCUCCGUUCACCAGCUUCUGAUGAAUCUGACAGAUGCUCAAACUCUUAAGAUGACCAUCUCUUCCAUGGAGCCCAUGCUCCCCUACCUUCUCCAGUUCCGUAAGGUCCUGAAGACUCUUAUCAAGACUAUCGUCGGUAUUUGGGCCGAUGUUUCUACUGCCGAUGCUACCCGUAUCACUGCAUUCCUCUUGCUGCGCCGUCUUAUGGUUAUGGGUGACGCCGGUAUCAAGGAGACCGUGCUCAAGACCACCUACGAGGGUGUGGUCAAGGGAAGCCGCAACACCACUGUUCACACUCUUGCUGGCGUGAACCUGAUGAAGAACUCGGCCGCCGAGAUCUGGGGUAUUGACCAGAACAUUUCAUACACCACUGGUUUCACCUUCAUUCGUCAAUUGGCCAUGCACCUUCGCAACAGCACCCGUCACACCUCCAAGGAGUCUUACAAAACCAUUUACAACUGGCAAUAUGUGCACUCACUCGACUUCUGGUCCCGUGUGCUCUCACAACACUGCGAUGGGCUCGUCGAGGCCCAGGCUGGCAAGCCGUCGGCUCUGCGGCCGCUUAUUUACCCCGUUGUUCAGAUCACCUUGGGUGCUAUGCGCCUGAUCCCGACUGCGCAGUACUUCCCCCUCCGCUUCCAGAUGGCCCGCGCGCUGCUCCGUAUUUCCCGCGCCACAGGAACUUACAUCCCGCUCGCCUCUGCCCUGCUCGAGGUGCUUACCUCAGCCGAGAUGCGCAAGUCCCCAAGAUCCAGCACUCUUAAGCCUCUCGACUUCAACACUGCCAUCCGUGCUCCCAAAUCCUACCUUCGAUCCCGUAUCUACCAGGAUGGUGUCGGUGAGCAGGUUGCUGAGCUCCUGUCCGAGUUCUUCGUUCUCUGGUCCAAGCACAUUGCCUUCCCCGAACUUUCCGUCCCGGUCGUUGUCUCCCUUAAGCGCUGGCUGAAGCAGGUCUCUGCCCGCAAUGGCGGCAACAAGAACGCCAAGGUCAACCAGAUGAUUCUUCUGCUCGUCCAGAAGGUCGAGGCUAAUGCCCGCUGGAUCGAAGACCGUCGCUUGAACGUCUCUUUCACCCCUCGCAACCGCACUGAGGUCGAGAACUUCCUCAAGGAUGUUGACUGGGAGACCACACCCCUGGGUGCUUUCGUGAAGACCCAGCGCAAGCUGAGAGAAGAGCGUGCCGCUAUUCUCGAGGAGGGUCGUAUCGAAGAGGAGAAGCGUCGCGCCGAAGCUAAGAAUUCAGGCGACGGUGAUGACUUCAUGGGUGAUGCUGGCAGUGAUGAGGGCAGUGAAGACGAGGAUGAGGAGGAGAUGGAGAGUGAGGACGAGAUUGAAGAGGAGGAAGAGGAUGAAGAUGAAGACGAAAUUGAGCUUGAGGAGGAGUAG
This is a messenger RNA of Penicillium pulvis, 2325 nucleotides long. Its product is annotated as mRNA-binding ribosome synthesis protein NOC2. Bases 1 to 2325 code for a protein of 774 amino acids. Gene Ontology annotation, cellular component: nucleoplasm; Noc1p-Noc2p complex; nucleolus. Gene Ontology annotation, biological process: ribosomal large subunit biogenesis. NCBI's taxonomy places the organism in Eukaryota, Fungi, Ascomycota, Eurotiomycetes, Eurotiales, Aspergillaceae. The record is from RefSeq and is a predicted model, not a curated record. The transcript has a single exon.